CUUCCGGCUUCGGUCUUGCAUUGAGGAGGAGGGCGCUGUGACGUGUACGGUAGAAGACGUCCUCUUCACUAUACAGCGUACUGUUGUGUAUGGGGACGAAUGAUUCAGCUGAUUUUGCGGAUUAAUACGUUUAUUUUUCGCAUCACGCCAGCCAAACGGCUGCAGAAAAAUCAUUCUGUAUGAGGCAGAGGCGUAUGCGCCUUUUUGGAGUUUCAAAAGGUUCCCAUUCACCGUGGAUAUUUACUGUGGGACCAUUGGACUUACGAGGAAGGGGACUCCAUAGUUGGCCUGGACCAUGAGCUAUGAGUCUACCGUCUGGAACAUCCAACCAGAAAAUGCCACUGAUGUACCAUUGGAGACGGAGGGGCAGCAAGAUGGCUACGUGCUUCUCCUGGUGAUCCUGUCCAUUUUUCUAGUGGGGACGUUGAUAUUCGUCUCCAUUGUCCUUAUCACUUGCCGCCGCUGCUGCCGAGGAGACCAAUGCUGCGACAGUGGUAGCGAUGAUGCUGAGAAAACCAACGCUACAUACACAGAGGAGUCUCAGCCCACCCAUGAAAUCACCAUCAGGGUGGAUGAGUCGGACUGCCUUUCAAUGGCCAGCUCCCACGACCAGGAGACAGAGCGGUUCCUCUCCACGGGAACCAUGGGUCGCCGCGUUUCCUUCAAUGAGGCAGCACUGUUCGAUCACGGCAAAAAGGCCCAGGAGAAGGGUCGCAGAUACACUUUAACUGAGGGUGACUUUCACCACCUAAAGAACGCACGGUUAACGCACCUCCACAUUCCGCCCCCGGCGCUCAAGAUAGUCACCAUCCAUGAGUGCGACUCAGCAGAGAACACCAUCUCCAUGACAACGCGCCCUGUCGCCAAGUCGGCACUCUCCAUCUUCCAGCCAAUGCUGUGUCCCCUGCCGCAAACUGCCCUGACGAGCUUGAGCCCCAAUUCCAGCUGUGCUCUCCCUGGAGACACCCUCAACUCAACUGUGGUGGAGGCCAGCUUUAGUGCAAAUACUACUGCUAAGACAAAUGGAGGCUCUAUGGAGAUGAUCGCAGCAGGGCCCCGGGGCCGAGGCUUCAGUGUCAGCAUGGUAGCAGACCCCGUUGCCACUAGCUCAGUCCCUAGUGCAAGUAGUGGUGCAGGAGGCCAAGGUCCAGUGCAGCAGUUCUUCACCAAACUGCGACGCCACGCAAGCCUGGAGGGGGCCAGUCCCUAUUUCAAGAUUAAGAAAUGGAAGCUGGACAGCAGCCAGAGAGCUUCAAGUUUGGACAUGAGAGGUUCACCAAAGAGACGGCAGUUUCAACGUCAGAGGGCCGCCAGUGAGAGUAUGGAUCAGGAGGACAAUGACACACAUCACAUUGACCUCAUUCAGUACAUUGCCCGCACUCAAGACAUUGCCUAUUGUCCUGGACAGCCUGUGCGUUCACCUUCAUCUGCACCACCCCCUUCCCUCGGCAGGGUAGAAGUAGAGGUGAUGGUGGAGCCCUCCUGCAGCCAUACUGAACCAGGGGUGAUUGGCCUGUCCCCUGAUCCCCAAGAAGAAGGGUUUUCCCUGGCGACAAGGGAAAGCUCUGAACCUCUUGCCCUUCAGGAUGCCCAGACACUUUACAGAGACAUUUGGUCAUUACGUGCAUCACUGGAACAAUAUGCUGCCUCUGACCAAAGCAGCAAUAAUGAUAGGAACUCUGUCUGUAGCGACGCUGACAGCGUGUGUACAGAAAAAGAAAGAGAAGAGUUCCCAAGCUGCUCAUCCCAGGAUUUAGGAGAUGACACGGAAGGUACAGAGGAUGAUAAGGAGUUUUUAAUGUACAUAGAUGAGACGUUGAGGGCAAAGGGUGUACGAAAUAGGAGACAACAAAGUACUGAAUCUGAGCGAGGCGGGAGUGACAGUGAACCAUCUACUCGUAAAUUAUUACAAAUGGAUAGCGGCUAUGCAUCAAUAGAAGCCCCGUCUCGAGGUCCUGAAGACUUACGGAUGUUUGGAAGCAGCAGCCCGAAGGAAAGAACAGCCCAUGAGAAGAGGCACCACUUCACCAAGGCAGGGCGAUCUGGCACAAUAGGUGAGAGCUUUGAGUCUCACCUCUAUGAGGAAGAGCCAGAUGAUGAGCAAUUGCUUGGUGCCAGUGGAGGAGUUUCCAUUGAAACUGGUGUCAGUCCACAGAGCUGGUUUCCAUACGGUCAAAUGAUCACCCCUCGGGAGGUUUCACAACAUCCCACUCAACCUCUAACCCUUCAUCGGAGAGACUACAGCAUUGAUGAGAAAACUGAUGCACUCUUCCACGAGUUUCUCCGCCAUGACCCUCAGUUUGACCAGCAGGAGUCACCCCUAAGAAAGCACCGGUCGCGUAUACAUCUUCGAAAGCAGUGGCAACGGCAUAAGCAGUGGAGCGACCCUGGUGUCAGACACUUCCAUUCCUCUUUUGAGAGACAACGAACGCCACUGCGGAGGGGUGACAGCGUUAACUGCCCUAUGGAUACGAGCUACCAUAGCAUUCUCCCCCGCAUUGUCAGCGCACCAGACGAGGAGACCAGCGACGGCAGCACGCCUGAAACUCCAAAGACAGAGACUACAACAAGUAAGAUUGCAGGGAAGGAGCAAGAGCAAAGUUCCACCGAAGACCAGACACCAUCACCACAUCUUCGACCACCCAUCUCUGAGAAAGACGAAGGGCACAUUGAACAUCAGGAGCCCCAAGAGGACAGCAAACGACCCGGACACCUUCUUGAACCCUUGGACGAACGGUCGCCGCUGCAGCCACCCGCUUCCUCAGGCUACGGCCCACAAACCAUCACAGCAGAACUCACGGACAAACUGACCUCUAACAUAGACGAAAGGCUAUACACGAGCCUUCGAAGGACCAAGGACACAGCAACUGAGUGUUUGACGGUGAUGGCUACCCAUGCUUCUCCAGAUCACAGUCCAGUGUAGCUACACUCCACUUCAUGGACAACCACAUAGCUGCUGAUACACAUCAAUUCUGUUUUUCCUCAGUUUAGAUUAUUCACAAUGAAUUUAAAGUUAGAUAAACUAAUAAACCAGGUGGUACAAUUCAGUUUGAGUAGCUAUGGUACUAUUUGACAUAUUAAACCCUUAUUUGGCUUGACAUCUUUUGAAUGUGACAGUGGUACUCAUAAGUACACAGUUGGGUCCUGCAUGCAUAUCCAAACCAAACAAAAAAGUUAUCACCAUGGUAGUUUUUAAUAGCAUAUUUUUCUUUGUCUUGUCUUUUAACCACUCACUUGACAGAGUUAGCUUGCUCCACCCAACUGCAAUCAAAUGUUGCUGUGUUUCCUGAAACAACUGUUUUCCAUAGCCCCUUUACAACUUUAAAGGGUUAAAAAAAAACACACACAACAUAAAGGUAUCUGUGUUCCAAAAUUAACCAAUUUUUACCAAUUUUGUUUAAUUCAAGGUUUUAUUUUUGUAAUUUUCCAGGACAUCAGUGAAAUCAUUUGUAAAGCUGAAGGAAAUGAUGCAGUGGAGUAUACAUUCUUGGUUUUCUUUUCCUGUUAAGGUGCAGACUGGUUUAGCUGGUCCUCAUAGGCUAGGUUCAUACGGCAGGUCUUAAUGCAAGAAUCAGAUUUUUUCGUGUUUUUCCGACUCGAGUGAGGCAUUAACUUGAUGGUCUGAAUGGGAAAAGUCGCUUUAAAGUGGACCAUUUCAAAUCCAAAUCUAGGUCACUUUCAUAUGUGGUUAAAAUCCGAUCUGGGCCACAUUUUUCCAGAAUGUGUCUGCGGUCUGAACUGUCAAGUCCCCCAAAUCGGAUUCCAUGCAGCAAUUACACCAGCAAAGAGCGAGAGCUCCGGCGCUACAGUAGCGAUGGAGCUAUACAUUAGCGUUAGCGCUGAAGGGAAUAGGUACCGUUCUCACACACACCAUAUAAUUGUUUGCAUUAGUCUAACACAUUCAUCUAACUAUAGUUUAGGCAGACUUCACUCCGUGCCCAUGAACACAAUAAAGGGAAUCACCUUAUCGGCGCUCAUGAGGGGGAAAAGGAAAAAUGGUACCGUUUCUCGUAGGCACCGUCUAACUGUUUGCAUUACUCGAACACACGUAAUAUAAUUAAUCAGGGAAUAGUAUCAUUUCUCAUAUUUACUGUAGGACUGCACUACUCUAACACACCUAAUGUAAAAUAAAUAACACACCAUAGUUUAAAGAAACAGAAUAGAUACACAACGCCAUCUUAUCACAGAAGCCCAACGUGUGCGAGCAAGAUUGACGCACCAACUCUGGCAAUCAGUUCUCCCGACAACAAACAAGGACAAAGACCAGCGCGCUUUGUCCUAAAACAAGUAGCACCAGCCCGGAUAACAAAGUUGAUAGCGGACGCUUGGGACGUCAAGACCAGCGUCGGUCACUGUGGCAACUACGUCCCAUCCACGCACGAACCUAAACCGGCCACAGAGGGAAGGUCCCAAAAGCAACGCCCGGACACACCUUCGGCCCGGCCUCCUGCACCACGGACUUAAAAAACACUGGACACUGAGAUAACACAGAUUUUGCUGCUCGGAAACAUUUUCUAUGUAGCCUUGUUUUGUAUCCAGCUAGCUUGCUUGAACGCGGUUUUUAGGGAAGAGGCGGGGUUGACAACAUUCAUGAAAAAAUAAAAUGGGGGGGUAAGCUUGAGAAUGCUCAGUUUUCUCUCGCCAAAUGAGAAAUAUUUCAAUAUUGUUUACAUGGCCGAGAGGCAGGGCAAACUGUCCGUCAUGCACGCACAGUAUCAAUCCAUAUAAACUUUGAAUAUAAGACUAAACGAGGAUUAUUUAUGUCUGUUAUUUGUGUAAUCUUUUUGGAAAUCAAAAUAUGAUCACCCUUAAAUGUCGUUGAGCCAGCAUGUGUAGCGCAUGCUGAUCAGUUUGCUCAGCACAUCUCGGACUGCGAAUUAGUGCGCAUGCGUGAUACUUGAACGGCCUCAAUGGACAAAGGCAGUCUGAACGGGCACACCAAAAAAACAGAUAUGACGAAAAAAGCGGAAUUUCGCAUUAAGACCUGAGGUAUGAACCUAGCCUUUGUGGCAAGUGAAGCAGUACUGGUGUAGGUGUAAAUUAUAACACAUUUCUGUAUCGAAGAUUAAGUUAUUUUGUCACCAUUUAUAUUUUUUGUUGAUCUCACAGUGGAAGUUGUUUUCAGCCUGCUGUUUAAAAAAUGUGUUGAAUUUCUGAAACCCAAAUAUAGAAUGUUUUUGCUCAAACCCGACAGGGUUUCAGCUUUAGAUAGUUGUUUAGAUCUGUGGUUUCUUCAGAUGUGAUUCUCACAUUCUUUACCUGGUUUUUGGAUUUUACUGUAUGUAAACAGACACAAGUCACAAUUGCAUUAGACAACAGUGAUAGUUACCAUGUGUCAUUAGCUCACCAGCUGUCAAUAUUUAUUCUAUUAGAACUCACAGGAAAAUACUGAAUGAUUUACAAAACACAACGUUGUUUUAGAUAGAACAACAGUAUAGUUAUUUAUACAUUUUCUUCCAGAAUCGGCAUAAAUGUUAUCAGUCAUGAGUUUCUAAAUAUAUUUUUGUAUGUGUUUCAGUGUGAAAAUGCGAAAUAUGGCUAUUAGUUUCUAAUCUAUAAACGACUAUGGAGUUUUAGGUCCAUCCCAGACCUGGUUUUGUUGAUGUUUGCCAUUUUGUGAUAGCAGUGAGAUAAGAGACUCGCUCUCACGGAUGUUUGCGGUUUUUGCUGGAUUCUUAUGAAAGGCAUGAAUUCUUGUGCAUGAGGCUCAACAGAAAAGGCUUUAUCCGCUUUGCAUCCAACAUUCUUGUUUUUCCCAUUCAUGUAUCCUCAUCUGCUCCUGAGAAAGAUGACAGCAAAGUAGAUGGCUGCCACUUUACAAUCCACACACUAUCCAAUCAUGUUUGCAUUCCUACAUCUCUUUGCUUGAUUAUAAGCUUGUUUUGAUGAUUGGAAAAAAAAUCCCCAGGGCUUCCUGCUUCAUGUGCAGCAAGGGGAGACUGCACGGUGUGGUGUUGAAUAUAAAUCAUAACAGCAGAGGGGAAACCCUUGUUUUGUGUCUCCUCUAUUCCUUUUCGAUCCUGUUGCAUCGCAGUGAAUCUACAGUUCAGGUUUGAAGGGUGAAGUCAAUUUUCAGCACCUUGGUACUAAAAAUUAAAUCACCAUUUUGGUUUUAAUGGUGAUGAUAAAUUUGUUCAUUCAGAUGAAUCAGUUUGAGGUCUAUAGACCCCAAUCACCAACGUCACACAAUCACGUGAUCACUGUAUUGUGCCGCCAUAUUAUCCGUCAUUGUGUGUCGUAUUGUCAAUGAUCGUAGUUUGUAAAGGUGGAUUCACUUGCAAAUUAUGGAAGCUUUCAGACGCUGCAAACUCAUUGGAUGAGUUCCAUAAAAGCCGUUAUCUGGAAAAGCUUCAGUCGAUCCAGUCGCCAGAUCCAUAUUUGAUGCCCAAACCGAUGUUUCCUCCCGCCCGGUCCCGUCCCGUGCGUCAGAGCUCGUCCUGAGACCAUAAAAUUUCCAAUCAUACUCCAGUUUAUGUCACGAUGAGGAGUCGGGUACCCAAAAUCAGCACCGGCCCGAAUAUAAACCGACAUUUGGUCAGCUGAGCGUUACCGUUGUCACGAUUGUAAAAUGAAAUUUCAUCGACAACGGGCCGGUGUGUGCCGAAAAAUAGCUGCCCCACGUGAAAUGCUCCCCCUGCCGGGAGUGCUUAUUUAUAACGCUUUAUUGAUGUGAAAACAUCAAAUGUUUUCAUGGACGCAUUACAGUAAUGGAUUUACGACUGUAAGAUCAGUUUUAAAUAAUUAAAUUACACCAAAUAUUAGUAAUGUAUUUUAGUAACAAAUCGUGGACUGGGCCACAUAACCAUCUUUGAACAGAAAUGUAUUAGUCUACAGAUUUUCAUGACCAGAUCACAAUGACAAUCACACAGGUAUGACAUUUAUUAGUACAAAAAGAGUAAAAUAAUACAUAUUCACGGUACAAGAAAGUCGUUUCCAUGUGGGCGCUCCCGUCAGGGGGGACAUUUCACGCAGGGCGGCUAUUUUUCGUCACAACACCUGUUGUUGCGCUCACCUUCUUACUGCGCGAAUGUGGUGACGAGCUUCGUAGUCUCCGUCUGAUGAUGUCUGCGAUCGUGUUGGCAUCAUAUUGAUGUUUUCGCCGCUGUCUAAUGGCUGUCGACACAAACACAUCAUGGACCGAGAUAAACAAACCGUGCUGCUUUCGAGAUUUGCUCUUUUAACAAUGGGCACACAGCAACUACUAAAAUGACCGUUUAUCUUCUUUGUUACUGCAACCAACCGCCACACAUCCCUUCACCAUUUUGAUUAAUCAAUGUUAACGAUUGUCAGGAAGGUUUUUGGGUUCGUUUACUAGGCGGUGAUUCCUUAGACAAGCAGAAAAACAGGCAGUAAUGGGAGGAAUGUACGUAGCGGUAAUAUGUAAACUCGAUUAGCUGACGGUCAAUAUGGCGGCACUAGUCAAGGGGGCGGAGUUGUGACGUCACGUGAUUGGGGUCUAUUGACCCUACAGAGUCAGGUGAAGAAAAUAAG
This is a messenger RNA of Corythoichthys intestinalis (scribbled pipefish), 7491 nucleotides long. RefSeq names its product CACN subunit beta associated regulatory protein b (gene cbarpb). Bases 296 to 2923 code for a protein of 875 amino acids. Gene Ontology annotation, molecular function: transmembrane transporter binding. Gene Ontology annotation, cellular component: secretory granule; plasma membrane. The transcript has 10 exons. Gene Ontology annotation, biological process: negative regulation of calcium ion-dependent exocytosis; negative regulation of voltage-gated calcium channel activity. Lineage: Eukaryota; Metazoa; Chordata; Actinopteri; Syngnathiformes; Syngnathidae. The record is from RefSeq and is a predicted model, not a curated record.